AUUCACUAUGAUGAAGAAUGGCUUGCAAUAACAAGGAAAUAUACCUCCAUCUUUCCUCUAUCCAGAAACACCACAUGUUUGGGGAAUCCACAGGUUUACAUGCAAGAUCGCGAGUGGAUUAAGAGGAAGCUGAAAACAAGAGGCCCCAAGCCUUUCGAUUUUGUGCAGACUGUCUCUCCCUACGAUCCCAACCAGUCUACAUCUAGUGUUUCCUGUUCUGGGCAACCAAGAAACCCUCAAACAAUAUGCUUAUUGCAGUUUUUAGAACUUCCGUAUCUUCUUGAUGUUCUUGAUGAAACAGAAGAAUCAAGGGAAUCAAAAGAUGAUCGUAUUCCCUUUUAGUUCUGAAUAUUUCAAUGACGAUGAUGAUGCUGAUGAAAUCAAAGACCUUGCCAAAGGUAAUCCUCAAUUCACAGCCGAAUUGAUUGCUGAAGGAAGACUAGGCCAGUAGGCCUUUUUCGUCCUCGAGCCCGCACCGCAACUCCAGUGACUAUUAAUGUCACUAUUUACAGAGACAGCAUAUACCAUACUCUUGAGGCUGCUAUGAACUGGCUUCUGCGAAAGAAGACAGUAUUUGGAACACAAUAUACUGCUGAUCGUGUUUCACAAGCGGCCGAAUAUCUAGCCGAUGGAUGUUGCCUGAUGACAUACAUGAAGCUACGUGCCUUGAUCUUUCUUGAUUUUCCAAACCGUUACAAUUCAAUCAGUCUCAGGAGGCCAAAAUCUUGCACGGACCUCCCCAUCCCUGCUCCGUUUGCAUUUGCGAUCCAACAACUUGGUGCUGUUAACGUCGUUGACAUGCCAGAAGAGUACAGGUACGUACCAGUGUGCCCUGAAUCUAACCAUUGUUUUGGACUUCCUACACCCCGAUACUGGGACCCGAAUGCCUACGGAGAAGCCGUUGAGUAUGCAAGAAAAUUAGGGAUGCAAUUUGCAGCUGUGGAUGUAACCAAGAAAAGGGGAACUGCGUGGUGGCUGCUGCGCCCCGACUAUUCUGAAGAAAGCUUUCAGCUCCAAUGCAGUCUUCCUGAAACCAAUUUCACUGAUUCUAUGGCGCGGACAUACACUCUAUUUAUGCGGAGUGAAUCUGGGAACCCACCCAAGGAAAUCUUCGACCUUGCUCCACUUGGACAAGCUACUUACGGCUCCAUGCUUCGUGAUCCUCACACUGGAAUCAAUGUUAGUUCGUUUGAAGCUGUUGAACUGAUAGCCCCUGAAGACUGAAGCUGUCCUUUAGUGUAACCAAGAGGCAUAUGUGGAGCCCACCGUUCCCAGGGUAUUUAUUCCCUCUUUUAGGACGGUUUCUAAAUUGAACCUGGUCGGGCCGCCCAGCCCAUGUAAUAAAUGAACCAUAAUAAUGUUACGGGCCGGCAGCGGCAGGAGAGAAAAACAGGAAACCUUAUAUUUUUAGGUUUGGUUGAUUUAUUGCCGUCUCUAUAAAAGCCUAACACCUCUUCUCUUCUUCGUGUUUCUCUAAGUGUAAAAACCCUAAUUCCUUCAACAUUGAUGCACAUCUUUCGUCUCCACAAUGUUUAAGGAGAGAUUAGCUGCUGCGGAGAAGGAUGUUCUCGUUUCCAUGGUGAAAAUUGCACAACAACGUCUAAUGGAAGGGUCCAAAGGAGUUUGGCAGGUUUUUCUGAACGAACAUGAACGAAAGAUUGGAGCCGGUAUAAGUGAUCCCAGUAAGAGGUCUGUUGAUGUCUUGGCUUCGUUUCUUGAAACCUUUGCUGAUCCAGAAGCAGAAGCCAAGUUCUUGGAGAAGGUAUUGGAAUGUCAUUCAAAUCGGGAAGCAGUGUUCGAAUUGAUCCAGAAUAGUACUACAGAUCGCGAGAAGCUGGUUCGGUUAUCAUAUGAAAACCCAGAUUACUCAUCGAGCUAUUCGUUCAAAUCUUAUGAAGAGGACUGGGUAGUAACAAGCAUGGGUGACAUGUCUAAAUCCAAUGAAAUUCUUGCUGUUGAUUGUGAGAUGGUUGAGUGCGAAGAUGGAACAGAACCUGUAGUAAAAGUGUGUGUUGUAGAUGAAAAUUUAAAGGUUAAACUGAAUAAACUGGUGAACCCUAAUAAACCUGUCAAGGAUUAUAGAACUGAGAUUACUGGAAUCACUGCAGAGGAUUUGGAAGGAGUUACAUGUUCGUUAGCUGAUGUUCAGAAAUCGCUGGAAAAGCUCUUGUCCGAUGGAACUAUAUUGGUUGGUCACAGCUUGGAUUGUGAUUUGAAAGCAUUGAAACUGGAUCAUGGACGGGUUAUUGACACAUCACUAGUCUUCAGACGUGCAGAUGGCAAGAGAACUUCAUUAAGUGAUCUGUGCAAGGUUGUCCUCAAACGUGACGUUAGGGAAGAGGGUGCUCAACAUAAUUGUCUGGAUGAUGCAGGUGCUGCAAUGAAACUAGUGAAGAAUGUGCUGGAAAAAGGAUAUGAUGAAGCCAUGAAGGUAUUUCGUGAUUAUCUGUCAAAGCAGCUUUUUCUUUACAGGAUACCAGUUGAUUUAUCUGAGGAUGAAUUGCGUGCAAUAGUACCAAUGGACUCUGCUGUUGUACUUAAACUGAGAUACCAACAGAGAGCAAAGACAUAUUCUGCUACUGCCUUUUUCAAAGAUCAAGAUGAGGCAAAUUACACGUUUCAAAGUAUAGAAUGCGAGGAAGCAAAGGAUACAAAUGGUCUGCAACAGAAACUUAUCUUAGAUCAACCUAAGAAUGAGAAGUGUGCUAGUGGCUGUAUUCAUGUUCGUAAAAUGGUUAGAGAUGAUGACAGUCCUGUGCCAGAUUCUUCUUUAAGAAAGAGACAGAUUAAAGAAAGCUGUAGAACCCAGCAACGAAGAGCUGCAGAAUAAUUCAGAUUGCCUGAAACGCGGAAAAAUAAUUCAGUUACUGCAAGAACAACUCCAAUACUGCAAAAAUAACUCCAAGUACUGAAACCACAUCUAGUCUAACAAGGCCAGGUUGACUUUGUCACUUUGAUGCACCUUUUUUCUUUAUCCUGUCUAUUUAUUUGUUUCAGUUAAUGCGUCACACAUGAAAUGAUAUAACUUUUUAUCUU
Messenger RNA from Papaver somniferum (opium poppy), 3036 nucleotides. Its product is annotated as small RNA degrading nuclease 3-like. The coding region runs from base 1529 to 2830 and encodes 433 amino acids. Gene Ontology annotation, molecular function: nucleic acid binding; exonuclease activity. Gene Ontology annotation, cellular component: nucleus. NCBI's taxonomy places the organism in Eukaryota, Viridiplantae, Streptophyta, Magnoliopsida, Ranunculales, Papaveraceae. The record is from RefSeq and is a predicted model, not a curated record. The transcript has 5 exons.